Molecule: messenger RNA, 1763 nt
Organism: Bombus impatiens (common eastern bumble bee)
Lineage: Eukaryota; Metazoa; Arthropoda; Insecta; Hymenoptera; Apidae
Product: excitatory amino acid transporter 3-like
Exons: 9
Coding region: 334-1695 (453 amino acids)
Biological process (GO): L-glutamate transmembrane transport
Cellular component (GO): plasma membrane
Molecular function (GO): glutamate:sodium symporter activity; neutral L-amino acid transmembrane transporter activity; L-glutamate transmembrane transporter activity
Source: RefSeq, a predicted model, not a curated record
AAAAGGGUCAUAAAUAUAUCUCUGUCAUAAGAUAUCUUUCUCAAGGUAAUGUUCCCUAUUUUUAAGUAGUGCUUCAUCCAUAUCCUCAACACUUUAGAUAAAACAGUAAGUUUCAUAAAAAGUUAUUUUUUCUGAAAAUUCUAUAAGAAAAAAUUUUCUUGUAUCAUUACAUUAGAUAAGAAUCCUUAUCUCUUAUACAUACAAAAUUCUCUCUGAUUUUGCGUUAUUAAUAUUUAUGUAAAAAAAUAAUUUAAUAGUUUUUAAUACAAAAUACAAGUUCCUCUAUACUAAAUCACGAUAAUUUAGUGACAAAUAUUGGUAAAUUGAUAUAUAAUGAAUAUAUUAAAAGAAGUACUGAGACAAAAGAUAAUAUUAUGGACAGUUAUUGGUGUAUGUGCUGGAAUUUCAUUAGGACUCAUUCUUAAAACUUUUACUCUUCAACCAUGGACCAAACGAAAUGUAAUGUAUCUAAAGUUUCCUGGAGAACUAUUCAUGAGAAUUGUAAAUUGUUUAAUAUUGCCUCUUAUAACAUCCAGUAUAGUGAGUGCUACUUGCAACUUGAAAAAAUCAGGUCGCAUUGGAACAAUGGCAUUAUAUUACUAUACAACGACAACAUCACUUGGAAUAAUAUUAAGUGUUAUACUAGUUCAAACAAUAAGACCUGGUGAUUUACUUAAAGAUAAAAACAUCAUAACACAAAAUACAACCAGAUAUUCAAUAACAGUGGACACAAUUUUAGAUCUAUUUCGAAAUUUUAUCCCAGAAAACAUAGUGAGUGCAACCUUAUUCCAGUAUCAAACUGUAUUACAAAAGAAUGAAUCAGUACCAAUUGAUGAAUGGAAAAUAGAUCAUAUGAAUGUACCAGGAACAGAUGUAUUAGGAUUAGUAGUUUUUAGUUUAGUCUUGGGAUUAGCAAUUGGAGAUAUAGGUGCAAAAGGAGAACCUUUAAUAAACUUUUUUCUGUCUUUAUCAGAUGCAAUGAUGAAGAUCAUGAGUUGGGCAAUAAUGCUAGUACCAAUAAGUGCACUAUUUCUUAUUUCUGCAAAAAUUCUUGAAGUAGAAGACUUUAACAGUUUAAUAAAAAGGCUUGGAAUUUAUAUUUUAACUGUCUUUAGUGGUUUGCUUAUACAAGGUUUAAUAUUACUUCCUCUAGUGUAUUUUAUAUGUACCCGUCAAUCUCCAUACAACGUCAUAGUUAAACUUGGACCAGCUUUUGCUACAGCAUUUGGUACAUCAUCAAGCACAGCUACAGUUCCAGUAACAAUAUCAUGCUUGGAACGCAUUGGAAUACCUUCUAAAAUAUCUAAUUUUAUUGUACCAAUUGGAGCUACCAUAAAUAUGGAUGGUAUAGCAUUAUAUGAAAGCAUUGGUGCAAUUUUUAUAAUUCAAUUGCAUGGAUUACAAUUUUCAUUGUUCAAGAUCAUAAUAAUCUGUAUAACAUGUACUUUGUCGUGUAUUGGUGCUGCCGGCUUACCUAGUGGUGGUUAUGUAAUGUUAAUAAUGGUAUUAAAUUCCGUGGGAGUUCCAGUAGAAGAUGUUUCAUUAAUUAUCGCCAUUGAUUGGUUCGUAGACCGUUUUAGAACCACUUUAAACAUCAUAGCAGAUGCAUUAGGGGCUGGCAUAAUAAGUCAUCAUUAUAAAAAAAGUAAACAAAAUUCUAUACCAGAGGAAAUAGGAUUAUAUACUUCCACGUAAUAAGUUGAAAUUUUAAGUAAAUCAAAAAUUAUUGAAAUAUUUGGAAUGUAAAAAAUAAUAUUAAACAU